AUGUCUGGAGAGUCAAAUAUGCUCGUAGAUGACGAACUAGCAUUUGAUGGAGCUGCCGGCUCCCCCAUCGUGUCUUCAAUCCCUGCAGACACUACAAGGGCACAGACCAACUCACUUCAAUUCCCUGACACGAUCAAGUAUAUUUACUGGCCGAGCGCCGCCGCUACGCGGCCGUAG
Messenger RNA from Phytophthora nicotianae INRA-310, 177 nucleotides. RefSeq lists its product as hypothetical. The record is from RefSeq and is a predicted model, not a curated record. The transcript has 3 exons. Bases 1 to 177 code for a protein of 58 amino acids. Lineage: Eukaryota; Oomycota; Peronosporomycetes; Peronosporales; Peronosporaceae.